GAAAGGCAUUUAUCGGCAUAUGCCGAUCACGUGAUUUUUCACGGAAAUGGGCCGAUACUGAUCGGUGGCCGAUCGAUCGAAGCAUCCCUAUCCCUGUGAUGUGUCGUCUCGGGAAUCAGUCUGGCUAGUUGUGUUUAUUGGCAAAGAGGCUCCAUGUUAACGGACGGCUUUAAACUUGUUAGCAGUUUGAAACCUUUUAACAACAUCCUGAAUGCAACACACAUCAGACACGAGGCAAUCACAGGCGAUUCCACGAAAAAUAAGCAGCAACGAAUGCUUCAAACCUUUCUGUUGCCAGUGCAUGAAAGCAAGCUUGGUUGAGUUUGUUGUGGUGUGGAAGAAGCCCCGUCACACACAGCUGACCUCACAAAUGGACAAAUAUUCCCUCAAACAACAUAGCAUUCAUAGCAAAGAAGGGGAAACUUCCUGUUUUUUUGAGCAUCCUGCAAAGAAGUUGCUAAAAAUAUGUCUGCAAUGCUGGGAGGAGUGAGGUCAGAGGAAAUCUCUAGUGAAGGCUUUAGGCUCAUUAAGAAUGAGGAUUGAUCUCUGCAACACCUCCUGCCGGAGAGGCAGCAGCUCCGGCUCGGCUUGGGCCAGCUGGCGCAGGAGAAACUUGCAAGGACCCAUUUAACCCCUCCCCUUAAUGACGGUGAUGAUGGCCACCAUCGGGCCAGUCCUGGUGAAUAUUCAGUUAUCUUCAUCUUUCAUCAUAGGAUCUUGCAAUGGUUUGGGUGACAAAAAUCCCCCAAAAAGGGAAACUGGUGGCCUUUCCAGUGGCUGAGCAUUUAAGUUAAAAGUCCAUCUCUUGUGUCUUGUAAUGAAGGGAUUAGCGCACACUCUCGCUAUACAAGCCAUUCUCCGGCGCACAAUAGCUUUUUUUGAAAGAAAGUUUUGUCAAGGCUUCAUUAGCGAUGGCCUCCAACCGGGCGCUGAAUGCAGGACACAUUUGGAGCAAUUACUUGGGCAGAAAACAACUGUCAGUCAUUCUUAAAGGGGAAGGAUCCCAAUGAAUAAACCUCUUAAUCCUUGGUCUUCCUUACAUCCUUGUGGUCAUUUGUGGGUUUUUUUACGGGUUAGUUUGGUUCGUGGACAAGAUGCCGUCAGCAUAUCCUUUGCUCACUUGAGUGCAAGGGGAGGGGGAUUUGGAGGACUUAACGUGGAGCAACAAGUGCCACUGAAGACUGGAUAGUGUCAGUCGACUGCUUAGAGGCUACAGGGACACCAUGUGCACAAAGUAGAAGCUAACAUAGACAAUCAUGUGAGUUUGUUGGACUUUUUGCAAGCAGCACUCGGUCCGUUUGCUUGGCCUGUCCUGACUAGGAAGUGACCCAGAAACCCAACUUCGACAUUCCGCAAACACCCAAAUACGGAUGCAUUUGUCAAUGGAUGCCCUGGGAAUGGUGGAAGACGGUUGCCUAGACAACUAUGACAUGGCAAAAGGUGCCAGCUCCAGCUCCUCCGGGGUCAGGGUCCACAGCAUCGAUGUCAUCCUGGGCUUCACCAAAGACCAGGACCCUCUGCUCCACGCUGUGGAUGAUGACAGCCAAAAGGGUGGUAGGGAAAACGCAGACAAGCAGGACCCAUACGGACAUCUUGCAGAACUGGGUGGUGACAACCCUCAACAUUCGUCCUACCAUGCUUCAGACCUGUUCUCCAGCGACAAGUGUGAUGAAGGGAUGAGCGGCAUGCAAAAGGACACAGACGUGGCCGAGGACUCACCCAACAACAAUGUGGAGGAAGAGCACUCCAAAAAGAAACACCGGAGGAAUCGCACCACCUUCACCACCUACCAGCUGCAUGAGCUGGAGCGCGCUUUCGAGAAGUCACACUACCCAGACGUCUACAGCCGCGAGGAGCUGGCCAUGAAGGUCAACUUGCCCGAGGUCCGCGUCCAGGUGUGGUUCCAGAACCGCAGAGCCAAGUGGCGCCGUCAAGAGAAGAUGGACACCACCACCAUGAAGCUGCACGACUCCCCCGUGCUUUCCUUCAACCGGCCACCGAUGCCCCCAAGCGUGGGGCCGGUGACCAACGCUAUGCCCCUGGACCCCUGGCUCACCUCGCCCAUUCCCACUGCCACGCCCAUGCACACCAUUCCCGGCUUCAUGGGCUCGCCUCAGGCACUGCAGCCAGCCUAUCCCGGCCAUGGCUUCCUCAACAGCCCGCCUGGCUUGGUGCAAGGGAUGCAGCCCAUCGGGGGGCCACCGCCCUACCAGUGCUCAGCUGGCUUCAAUGACAAAUACCCCAUGGAGGACGACAGGAGUUCCAGCAUCACAGCACUCAGGAUGAAGGCCAAAGAGCACAUUCAAUCCAUGGACAAAACAUGGCAACACAUGUGAUCAGUCACAUGAGGCUUUUUUUUUUGUUUUUGGCUGCUCCAGUUGAAUGUUUACAAACUGUGUUUUGCAUCAUGAAGAGGAUUUACAAGCACAGGAACCGUUUCUCACUGAGAACACACUUGUCUUGGAAAGAAUUGAAUGUACUGAUUUGGAUGGAUUUAUUAAGAACACAUUUUUGGUCAAAUAUGCAGAAUUAUACACAGUAUAUAUAUGUAGGGGGCAAGGGGAAGAAAAGACUUGUCAUUAGAGGUUCUUGUCAUUAGUCAUGAUGACUUCAAACUCUGGUGACUUGUGUUUCUUUAGGUUGAACACUCUUCUAUUAGAAUAAAUGUCUGGACUGUCACUUUAGAUGUCUGCACCUAUACUUUAAUUUCUGUGCUUUAUGGGCGUCCAAAUAGCACAGAAGACUUGAGUUGUGAUCAAUAUACAGUAUAGUAUAUACUUUGUACUUCAGAUCGGACUCACACAGGCUUAAGAAUGAGCAUUAGAUGGUCAGGAUGUGCUAAUUUGAUGCUAAAGUGCAUCAAAUCGGGCCCUUUCAGGGCACAAGGAGGCACAAGAAGGGAAGCCUGUUCCGAGUUAAAGAGUGUAAUCUGGCCCAGGAGGCUAAUUUAAACAGACAAGCCUGCCUCUUAACACCUAAUUACUGUUUUUAAAGCGAUUAAGUCCAGAUCCUCACUCAUAGACAGAAUGCCCUCAGAUGGCCCCUGAAAAAAGGUUUGCAUGACCUGAUUAUCACUGAAUGUCCUCUGCCCCCGUGAUUCUUCAUCUUGUCACCAUCAUCAUCCACAUGCAGCUUGUUGACAAAAUGCUCACAUGAUUUGGAAUGUUCUCACUCAUUCACCUUGACUUGGCCAUGUUUUAAGUCACGUUUGAAAACUGUAACUGUCAAGCAACUGUGGAAUAACUAACACAAAGUAAAAUUCACCCUUUGACAGGCACGUAGAAAGUAUUUGUAGGUAUUAGUCACCUUGUGGCCGUUUAGAGAUGAUACUGAUAAGUUUCAUUUCCUGUUCUGUGGUUAUCAUAACACCUUUCCAUCUUUGCCAUCACUGGUACCUUUUUAUGCUGAUAACACAACCCCAAAAAAUAACCACACCAAAGUCAUAUAUAAAAAUAAUAACAAUAAUAUAAUAAAAUAAAAUCAUGUAAAUAUAAUGUAAGAUGUUCAGGGCAUUUUUGGUACGCAAGUGUAAAAAUACCGUAUAAUAAAACAAACUCAAAGUAAAAGUACUCACCCCUUGAGGACGUUUGGGAGAAGAUGUUUGUAGAGGCAUACUGUCACCUAGUGGCCUCCAUAGGCAUUGCUGGUAAGUUCCAUUUCCAGGUCUAUGGUUAUCAUCACACUUUCAUCCCUCUGUGGUGACGUCACAGAAAAAAAACACAAAAAAAUUCAAAGAAACAGUAAAACAUGAACUUUCACAAUAUUGAACUCCAUAUUUAUAGCACUUUUGGGGCGAGGUUUCACAAUAUUGUUGGCAUUGUUGGCAACAUUUUGUAAUUCUGCAAUUACCACCGGUUAGACUGCUAAUAACAGAAAGUCAUAAUAGAAGUAUUAGUGUAACUUGCUGUAUGCAAUGUGCAAAAAGGCUAACGAUUAUGGCAGUGCUACUGUAAGACUUGUUUUUCUUGCGCCACACACACACACACACACACACGCCUAAUUAAUGAGUGCCGCCGUACAAUUGGCCGCCCAAGCCUGCCGCGACACAGCAAGCUGCCUUGAUGGCGACCUGUGGACGUGGCGAUUUGCCAGGCCUGUUAGGCUGAUGAAGCUCCACUCCAUCAGGCUCGAGCAGGGGGUGUCGAGACACCUUCCCACUGCGAGCUUAUACACCAGCUCACAAAAUAAAUGUGGUUCUAUCUAUUAUUUUCUAUACGUCAAUUUUCCAACUGUCGAAUGCUUCAGGAAGCAUGUUCAUUAUUCCUUAGAACAACGCUGUAACAGCCUCACAAAAACAAUAAAUACAUCUCAAGAUAUCAUAUCAUGUUGGCCAAUACUGGAA
Messenger RNA from Dunckerocampus dactyliophorus (ringed pipefish), 4342 nucleotides. Its product is annotated as retinal homeobox protein Rx2-like. NCBI's taxonomy places the organism in Eukaryota, Metazoa, Chordata, Actinopteri, Syngnathiformes, Syngnathidae. Gene Ontology annotation, biological process: positive regulation of transcription by RNA polymerase II. The transcript is spliced from 4 exons. Bases 1371 to 2336 code for a protein of 321 amino acids. The record is from RefSeq and is a predicted model, not a curated record. Gene Ontology annotation, molecular function: DNA-binding transcription factor activity, RNA polymerase II-specific; RNA polymerase II cis-regulatory region sequence-specific DNA binding.